AGAAGUAGCAAUAUGUGCUUGGUUGUACAGCCACCGAGUGAAGAUUCCGCCCCUUCUCCAUAGACGCGCGCAGUCACUGGUUACAGCAGCGGGAGCAAACAUGCUGUAUUUGGAAGUACACUCGCUAACUCAGGCCUGUGACACUUUCUUUCAAGCGAACUAGAUAAACAAUUGAGAUAUAACUACAGUACCUCCAGGGGCGGCUUCUGGGAACCUGUGCUUCUAUUGGAAUUACAAAGCGUCAGUAACAGCAGUGGAGUUUGUGGGGGGUACCUGGAUACCAAGUUUGCUGCUCUGGGAUUUUUUUUUUUUUUUGUGUACUGGAAUAAGACUUGGUUGUUCUGCAGCCCCCCCAGGAAGGUGUUUUUUUUUCUCGAAAUGGAUUCGGGAUGGCUGUUAAGUGUAGUUUUUGCUGUUGUCAUUGGUUUCAGUUUGGAAACCGCACCGAACUGUGAUGAAGUUCGAAAAGUUUUCCAGCUGAGGCAGAUAGGACCUGUAAAGUCUUUGCCAGAAAUCCCCAGAGCAGGUUCUGAUCUUCAGGUAUGCAGUUCUAAAAGCCUGACGUGCUGUACCAAGAAGAUGGAAGAGAGAUACCAAGUAGCUGCACGAAACGACAUUCAACAUUUACUCCAAACAUCAAGCUCAAGUUUAAAGUUUUUAAUUUCACGAAAUGUAGCUGCAUUUCAAGAAACAUUUGAAACCCUCAUCCGGCAAGCUGAGAACUACACAAAUACGUUAUUUCACACCACUUACAGAAACAUGGCUGCAGACACGGCUACAUCAGUGAGAGAGCUCUUCACUGACAUUGGACUUUUUGUGUUGGGCUCUGAGGUCAGCAUUGAGGAGUUUAUUAACAGGUUUUUUGACAGUCUGUUCCCUUUGGUUUACAAUCACCUCAUAAACCCUGGCUUGACAGAUAUAGCACUUGACUAUGCUGAGUGCACACGGAUGGCAAGAAGGGACCUGAAUCCAUUUGGAAACAUUCCCAAAUUAGCAGUUGGACAAAUAGGAAGAUCACUGCUGCCCAGCCGUGUUUUUCUGCAGGCUUUGAACUUGGGGAUCGAAGUCAUUAAUACAACAGAUCAUUUGCAGUACACAAAAGAAUGCAACAGAGCCUUACUCAAGAUGCAGUACUGUCCGCAUUGCCAAGGCCUGACUCAGAGUAAACCGUGUAUGGGGUACUGUCUCAAUGUGGUAAGAGGCUGCUUGGCCAGCAUGGCAGAAAUUGACACUCACUGGAGGGAGUAUAUAAAGUCUUUGGAAGAGCUGUCAGAUGGGAUGCUUGGAACCCAUGACAUUGAGCAAGUGCUGCUCAACCUUCAUUCGCUUGUAAAUGAUGCAGUUAUGUAUGCUCAAAUAAAUGGACCAAAGCUUUCAGUACAGGUGAAUAAAGCAUGUGGACAUCCAAGUAGAAAACCAGGACACUCUUCAGGUGGUCAGCUGGAGGACAACAAACGUGAUCUCACCCUUAAAGCACCGCAGCGAGAGAGUGAAGAGACACUAGCCAGCAGAAGAAAAGAGUUCAUCAGCAGUCUGAGGCUCUACAGGACAUUCUAUGGUGGGCUGGCUGACCAGCUCUGUGUAAGUGAAUUGGCUGCUGCUGAUGGCUUAUCAUGUUGGAAUGGAGCAGAUGUAGUUAAGAGUUAUACUCUUCGAGUGGUUGGAAAUGGAAUUAAAGCUCAAUCUGGAAACCCAGAGGUAAAAGUGAAAGGAACAGACCCAAUGAUAAAUCAGAUCAUUGAUAAACUGAAGCACGUCAAUCAGUUGUUACAGGGCAAAUCGAUUCCAAUGUAUGGCAGUUUGGACAUGAUAGAGACUGGCAGUGGGGAUCUGCUGGACCAGGUCAGUGGAGACUGUGAUGAUGAAGAUGGCUGUGCUGGAUCAGGAAGUGGAGAAGUAAAGAAAGAGACCAAGAUCUCCAAGUGGAUUCCAGACAAGAUGAACGUCGAUGUAAAGCGAACUCAACAGACUGAAGAUGGGGAGACUUUGGAAACAUCUGGCUCUGAAAUUACAGUGAAGACUAACCUUGUGACCUUUCAUUUGAUUAAUGUGGCCACACUGCUUCUCAGUGUAUGGUAAUAUCACUCAUGUAAUGUAAAUGCCUUUCUGUAAGCAGAAAACAAAACCUGGCAUGUUUUAGCUAUUGGUGCAGAGAUACAAAUGUUAUCCAGUAUCCCUACAUUGACUAGUGUUUGUCCUAUCAAGUAUCAAUGGGCAUUUUCAAAAGUAACAGCAUGACUAUUAUUCCUUUAUAGACUACCUUAGAUUCAAUUUUCUUUACCUCGAAAGAAAGCUGUUUGAGCAGCAUGUUGCUCUUUGAUCACACUAAAAAUGAACACGUUUGUACAUAGUGAACGAUGCUGCUGAUAUUAUAGAACUGAUUGUUUCAUUCCAGUUAGUUUCUUUUAUUUAAUGAGCUUCUGAAUAAGUGCUAUUUAUCUGCUUUAACAUACUGUACGUCUUUCCAGCUAACGGAUUUCAUAGCCUCUUAACACUAAACCAAAUAAUGCUAUGUGUUCAGUUUUAUGUAACUUGUAAGUAAAUAAUUUGGGAUCAAUGUAUAUUUUGCUCAAAUUUAAGCCUUGCAAACAAAGCAUUUGCAAAGCUUCCAGGACCUUGGUUUGCAAACAAAGCAUUUGCAAAGCUUCCAGGACCUUGGUUUGGAUCUACUGAAACAAGGUGUCAGGUUUCCCUAGGGUACCUGAAACAGGUAAAGUUCUCUUCUUUUUUUGUCUCCUGUAUUUCAAUUCAUUGUUAAGAUCACCUCCAUGCACAGUGGUUUCAUUAUCUAACCUGCAAGUGGUUUUUAAGUGACGUUAAAGAGAAAUAACAAGAAGCCAGGAAUUUUUACCUCUUGUAGGUAACAUGGGUACGAUAACAGUGACGGGUUGCAGCAUCGACAUACCUAGCUUUGCUACCAAUUUCAGUUUUUAUUUUAUUACAUUAAAAUUACUAAUUACUAAUUAUUUUAAUUUUUGAAAUCCUUAACUUUCCACUACAACAGCCACAAUACCAUCACUGAACUUGAGUUUCAUACCAGCACAAUCAUUUACAUUACAUCAGUCAUUCAAUCCUCUCUUCCUAGGGCUUCAGUCAUUCAGUCCUCUCUUCUCAGGGCACUCAUCCCUGCUUUUCAUGAACAAGAUCUUGUUUAAAUACUAUUUUAUAGUAUGCCUGUGCUGAGGCCUUUUAAUGCAGUGUAUCCAUGCAGCAGUUUACAUGUGACUCCAUGGCCACUGCUUACAAAGAUGUUAUACUUUUUUCGACUUAAUUGAUGGCCACAAAAAUAAAUCCUGGCUGUCCAAACCAGCAAAGCACUGUGAACACACUGUGUUUCUUCCAUUUUGACAUUAUAAGCCACAUUUGAACUAGUCUGGAGACUAUUACAUGUCAGUACAGCCCUUGAACUACUUUUGUCACUCACUGCACAUUUAAUCAACUGAACAGAUUGAUUUCUACUAUAACGUCAAGCUAUUUUAAUAAAUACAUUAUUAACUAUUAAACUAAUAAAUACUAAUGUAUUGAAAAUGGAACAGGCUAUAUACAGUAAUAAACAGUUUUCUUGUUUGUUUGUUUUAAUAAUUUCACUGAUAAAAUAUGCUAUCUGGACCACCUAAUUUAAUUUUCCAGUAGGCUAGACACAGUGCAACAUGGGUUUAAAAAUAUAUAUUUUUAUACCAUACAGUAUAAACUGUGGAAUCCAGUCCUUUAAUGGAUUCUUUAAAUAUAAUUUAUAAAUAUACAUAUUGCAUAGACACAUUAGAAACUAAUAAGCCAAUUGUUAUUAGAAAUUAAUUUCCAUCAAAACAAAGCCGGUGUAAUUGACCAAAUAGUUGGUAUUCCGGAAUGAUUGGAAUUAAUUCAAUCUUUAAGUAAACAGGGAUUUGUGGUGCAGGGAAGAAUGUUUUGAAGGAACAGUAUGAAUUUCCCAACUGAAUUCAACUAUAAUUUAUUUUUUGGAACUGUUCUGGUAAUAAAACCAAUAAGCCUAGCUUAUUUAUUUGAUUAAAUGAGUCAAUAUACCGUGGAUUAUUACGUUUUACCACAUCCCUCUGAACUCAAUUAAAGUGGUGUUAUUACAACAGGUCCUAAUUAAGCAACAUUAAAAUGGGAUUAUCCAUAAUGUACAGUUUUACUUAAUUUAAAAAGAAAUUUCAAGAAUAAAAUGAGAUAACUUACCCAUAAUGCAGAUACUUAUAGCUUAAUCCCCAGGACUCCAUGAGACAAACUCAAACAUCUAUAAACAUAACACAAAGCGCAAUAAAGCACUGACCUGAGCACUGUUCAUUUUACACAAACAUGGUACACUAUGCAGUUUGUUGAAAUAGUGCUUCAAUUACAGGAUUCUCCUGAACAAUUGUGUCUACUACUGUAGCUUCCUAACUGCAAAUCUAAGUUUUCACUCUAGAUACAUACACUGAAAUACAUUCCCACAAAGGUGCUGACACCAAACACUUAAAGUACUAUGCAUUAAUCUUUACUAACCCUGUACAUGCCCUUUAUUGAAACUCAUUUGUAAGUAUUGCCUCAUUAAAAGUUAUUGACAUUAA
Molecule: messenger RNA, 4550 nt
Organism: Acipenser ruthenus (sterlet)
Lineage: Eukaryota; Metazoa; Chordata; Actinopteri; Acipenseriformes; Acipenseridae
Product: glypican-5-like
Exons: 8
Coding region: 379-2079 (566 amino acids)
Biological process (GO): cell migration; regulation of protein localization to membrane; positive regulation of canonical Wnt signaling pathway
Cellular component (GO): plasma membrane; extracellular region; cell surface
Source: RefSeq, a predicted model, not a curated record